AUGGCCUCUUUCAAUCUACAAUCUUCCACCCGCGCCUUCGAAAUACCCAACCGUACACUAGGCCGGCGACCGCGUCAAUUUCGACAGGAUGAUGAGUCUGAGGAGGAAGAAAGUGUCCCAGCUCAUGAGGAGGUGACGGGCUUUGACAGUCAGACUGGCAAUGCUAUUACCGCGAACAGCCAUGACUCCAAAAGCAAGCGCGAACUGGUCAUACCAGUGACAAGCACAAAUGACUGGCGCAAUCGCCCUGGGGUUAAUAUCCGAAGACCGAGAGGGAAGAAUCUAUUACCGAAAGAGGUACAAGCGCUACGGGAGGCAGAGAAGAGUGGGAAACCCAUCGAAGGCGACGAGACAUGCGGCCCUAGCAUGUCGUAUGGACUCAGUUAUGCUUCAAAGCCCGCAACGCAGGACACAGCCGAAAAUAAUGGAGACCAGCAUGUGAAAGAAGCGGAACCGCUUUUGCCUGCUCCAGGCGAAGGGCAGAAGGUGCUUACGGAGGAUGAAAUUGCAUUACAGGCUCUUGUCAGGGAAAGUCGAGGAGACGCAGAACACAGAACAGACCUUGUGAUCGAAUCCGCAAAGCCACCCGUUAACAGAGAGAGAGAUGACUAUGUGGCGCACUAUGACGAGACGAGCUCAUUUCGUGCCGACAUCGCCUCACGUCCUGACCCUGCGACCCUGGACGCCUACAAUGAGAUACCAGUUGAGGAGUUUGGCGCGGCCCUGCUGCGGGGGAUGGGCUGGAAGGAAGGCCAAGCGGUUGGGAGGGGUAGAUACAACUCAUCCGCGCCGAGCGAUAGAGCGAAUCAACCUCGCAUUCCUGAGCGUCGAUCUGGCUUUCUCGGGAUAGGUGCGAAGGAACUCUCUGGGAGCAAGGGGGCAGAGGCAGAAAUCGGUGCCUGGGGAAAGGCAGCGAUGCGCAAGUCGUCUAGGAAGAGCGGGAAAGACGGGGAGAAGUCUACAGGAGUCUACAUGCCAGUUCUUAUGCGAAACAAACGGACGGGAGAAUAUAUCACGGAAGAAGAACUCGCGGAGCUUCAGAAAGAAGCUAAGAUGAAGAAGAAGGAUGAGGAUGAUUGGAGGGAAAGACGGGAUCGGAAUCUGGAGAAGAGCGGACGCGAUAGAGACAGGGAUCGUGACCGUGAGUAUCGGAGACGCGACUAUGAGAAUGGCCGUGACGAUAGUGAUCGCCAUGGGAGACGAAGACACGGAUCUUCACGACGAGAUCGAAGUAUCUCCUCGAGCAGCUGGGAUUCGAGACGCAGAAGAUAUGAUGAUGGCGAGGCAGACGGGAGAGGUGAUCGAUAUUACCGUGACCGCGACCGCGAUAAGGAUAGGGAUAGGGAUAGGGAAAGGAGUCAUAGACACAGGGACGAAGACUACCACAGCUCAAGGCAUUCGUCCUCGCGGUAUGACCGUCAUCGGGAUAGUGAUCGUGAUCGUAUUUCUCGUCGGAGAGAUGAUUAUAGGUGA
Molecule: messenger RNA, 1473 nt
Organism: Monascus purpureus
Lineage: Eukaryota; Fungi; Ascomycota; Eurotiomycetes; Eurotiales; Aspergillaceae
Source: the annotation of a GenBank genome assembly